This is a messenger RNA of Hibiscus syriacus, 1578 nucleotides long. RefSeq names its product UDP-N-acetylglucosamine transporter UGNT1-like. Gene Ontology annotation, cellular component: Golgi apparatus. Bases 165 to 1229 code for a protein of 354 amino acids. NCBI's taxonomy places the organism in Eukaryota, Viridiplantae, Streptophyta, Magnoliopsida, Malvales, Malvaceae. Gene Ontology annotation, molecular function: GDP-fucose transmembrane transporter activity; antiporter activity. The transcript is spliced from 10 exons. The record is from RefSeq and is a predicted model, not a curated record.
UCCCUAUUCGAGUUCUUUGACUCAGUGACUCGUCCAUUGUUUUGUACUUAUCGUUGCCGUGCCUACGAAGGUCCCCUCUCUCUAACUACUAUCGUUUUGAAGUCGUCGUCUUCAUAAUACACAAAAGCGAAGGACGGUUUCAAAGAAAAGAAAAGAGCUAAUAAAUGUCAAUGAUGGCGACGAACUCCUUCAAGAACCCGAUUCUUCCGAUUUCGGAUCCGCCAAUAGAUAAGGAAGAAGAAAAAGAAAGGCUUCUCAAAAGAGGAGAUGAUAGGCUUUUCAAAGGAUCCGCCAUGACCAAAAGAGGAGCCUACGCCGCCAUCUAUUAUAUGACAUGCGCUGUGCUUUUGAUACUCUUCAACAAAGCAGCUUUAUCUUCGUAUGGUUUCCCCUGUGCCAAUGUAAUUACACUCUUUCAGAUGACAAGUUCGUGUACUUUUCUCUAUGCACUGAGACGGUGGAAGAUUAUAUCUUUUGCAAACAAUGAAUCUUUAACCAUUUCUGAUAGCAAUACUAGUUUGGUUCCCAUUAAGACGUUGAUCCAUACCCUUCCUCUUGCAGGAUCCUAUUUGCUUUACAUGCUAGUCACAGUUGAGUCUGUACGAGGCGUGAAUGUUCCAAUGUACACUACACUUAGACGAACUACGGUUGUGUUUACAAUGAUUGUGGAGUUUCUUCUGGCAGGACAGAAGUAUUCAUCAUCUAUACUUGGAAGUGUUGGGUUGAUUGUUCUUGGUGCAUUUGUCGCGGGAGCUCGGGACUUGUCAUUUGACUUUUAUGGAUAUGCUGUUGUUUUCUUAGCCAACAUCGCUACUGCAAUAUAUCUUGCAACCAUAGCCCGCAUUGGGAAAUCUAGUGGGCUUAAUAGCUUUGGGCUUAUGUGGUGUAACGGCAUAAUUUGUGGACCAGUUUUGUUGUUGUGGACAUUUUUUCAUGGUGAUUUGAAGACUACAAUGAAUUUUCCUCACCUCUUUUCACCUGGUUUUUUGGCUGUAUUGAUUCUUUCAUGUACACUAGCUUUCUUCUUGAAUUACACGAUUUUCUUGAACACAACUCUCAAUUCAGCAGUCACGCAAACCAUCUGUGGCAAUCUGAAGGAUCUUUUUACCAUUGGACUUGGCUGGAUGCUUUUUGGUGGGCUUCCCUUCGAUAUUCUGAAUGUUAUCGGGCAAUUGAUGGGAUUUGUUGGUUCUGGUUUGUAUGCCUACUACAAGCUUGUAGGAAAAUAACCAACUUCAGGCUAACAAAUAACCAAUGUCUAAUUGGAGUUUACGGAUUGCUACUUUACCUUUGUCCGUUCAUGCGAUUAUCGAGCUGUUAGAGCCAAUGUAGGUGAUGAUUCUCUGCUCAUCUAGCCUUUCUCCGUCUUCCUUUUUCCCUCCGGCGGGGACACCGGGAGUACAAAGUUUGUUGGAAAAUUGUAAAAAUGCAGAGUUAGGAUAGUUUACAACUGAUCCUAUACUGUAUAUCUCUUUUAGGGACCAUUUUUGUCUCUUGUUCUUCUUGACAAAUUUUAUAGUUGGAUUUUCAAAGGUCUUCUUUUUCUCAAUAAAAUGUUCGAGUUCCCCAUUGCCUUAA